GCGAUGUUGACGGGUGUCUUGCCCACCCCCAGCCGGCUGAGUGAGGACGGACAGAGCUGACAGCGAGUUGGUCCGGCUGCAGGGACACGGCGGGCUGACAGAGCUGACAGCACUCGGGCUGCAAGGACACGGCGGACUCAGUGAGGACUGAGAGCUGGUUUGGCCGCAGGGAAAAGGCGAGCUGAGAGAGAGAGGACGGAGAGAGCUGGUCCGGCCGCAGGGACACAGCGGGCUGAGAGAGAGAGGACGGACAGAGCUGACAGCGAGCGCUCCGGCCGCGGGGACACGGCGAGCUGGGAACCCAGGCAGGAUGAGAGGAGACGACCCCUUUGCCGCUAUGAAGAACCUGAAGCGCUUCAGCGACAGAGCUGCUGCCGGCGAUUUUUUCCUUCAGGCCGCAGAUAUCCGUGAUCCCAAUGAUCACAUCCUCUCGCAAGAAGAUUUCGACGAGAUAACGGAUUUCACAGACCUCCCGACCUCACUCUUCGCCUGCAACGUGCAUCAAUCUGUUUUUGAAGACGAACAGCGAAGGGAGAAGUUUGAAGCACUUUUCUUGGCUUAUGAUGACCAUGCCACAUUCCAGCUGUUUAAAAGUUUCAGGCGUGUACGAAUUAACUACACGAAUCCCAAAGUAGCAGCUCGUGCCAGAAUAGAACUCCACGAAACAAAGUUUAAUGGGAAAAAGCUAAAACUCUACUUUGCCCAGGUUCAAAAUCAAGGUACAGAUGGAGAUAACCUGCACCUUGCUCCGCCACAGCCAGCAAAACAGUUUCUCAUCUCCCCUCCAGCAUCACCACCUGUGGGCUGGCAACAAAUUGAUGACGCGACUCCAAUCAUCAACUAUGAUCUUCUCUAUGCAGUGGCAAAACUGGGACCUGGAGAGAAGUAUGAAUUACACGCAGGAACGGAAUCAACUCCAAGUGUGGUGGUCCAUGUCUGCGACAGUGAAGCAGAGGAUGAGGAAGAACUGAAAAAUUCUCCAAAACCAAAAAUAAUUCAAACUCGCCGUCCUGAUCUGCCGCCAGCAGUGUCCAAUUGAAAUAUUGAUGCACACUUUUAGUAAAGUAUCAUCUAGUGCUCUCUGCUGUGGCCAUACUCUGGUGAAAGGAACAAUGGUCUGUCAUUCACAGAAGUAUUUGUUUUUGAGCCCCUUCUGAGUUUCUAAGGCGUAACAAAAUAGAAUGGAAGUGGUUACUAUGUGCAUGCCUAUUUGCUUUCUACAAAUUGGUAUCUGAUCAUAUCACAAAUCAUUCAUUUAUGUUAGAAUGGCACUAGUCAAGCCCAGGAAUAAUUGUAAAGCUUGGCUUUAUAAUCUCAAGAUGAAUAUAAUUAAACUGUUAAGCACAUGGUAACCUGCUGUUCUACAAUGAUUUAGUAUAAAUGUUUGAUGCAAAUAUAAAUUAGGUUUAAAGUCUUUGAGGCAUAUUGUGAUUAUGUCUGCUGUGUUCUCUGACUUGUUCGGGAAAUGAAAAGGUUAACGUGGUCUGAGUUUUACUUUUUUGGCACUGAAUUGCCGAUGAUGUUCUUGGUGAAAAUCCUGUGAGACUAUUUGUAGUAAAUGUAAAUGUUAUAGAGCAACCUUGGGGAAAUACUAACGUUCGUUUAUACCAAUGUGCAGUCAAUAACAUCCGCAUCUUCUAAUAUAAUCUUGUGAAAAGAUGUAACAGUAAUUUGUAUUUUUAUCACUGUUUUAAUAUUGAUAAAAUGUACUGAUUGAAGUUAUAUGCAAUAUAUGUACUAAAAAUAGGAAUGAUAAAAUGAAUAUAGACA
This is a messenger RNA of Leucoraja erinaceus (little skate), 1770 nucleotides long. RefSeq names its product regulator of calcineurin 2 (gene rcan2). The record is from RefSeq and is a predicted model, not a curated record. Gene Ontology annotation, biological process: calcium-mediated signaling. Gene Ontology annotation, molecular function: calcium-dependent protein serine/threonine phosphatase regulator activity; nucleic acid binding. Lineage: Eukaryota; Metazoa; Chordata; Chondrichthyes; Rajiformes; Rajidae. The transcript is spliced from 5 exons. The coding region runs from base 311 to 1039 and encodes 242 amino acids. Gene Ontology annotation, cellular component: nucleus; cytoplasm.